UCAGCGAGUGGGCUGCUGUCGGUGUUUGAGCUGGGACAGCCGUUCUGCAGACAGCACCAGGUUUUGGAUCUCGUUCCCCCCCUGACGCUGGAGCUGUUGGGUUGUGAGAAGCUUCACACAGGAGCAUGUUUCAGCUCUCUGCAGUUGCAUUUCUGAUCUUAAUGUCACUCCAGGGAUUGUGUGGCUCCCAGAAGACUGUCAGUGUUCAGUCAUCUGGGAACAACACUGAAAAUGCAGCUAUUGAAGCUCGUAAGCAGGAGAUCAUUAAAGUGACCGAGCAGCUGAUCGAGUCCAUCAACAACGGAGACUUGGAUGAGUACAAGAGACUGUGUGAUCCGGGACUCACGUCCUUCGAGCCUGAGGCGUUCACCAACCUGGUGGCGGGGAUCGACUUCCACCGCUUCUUCUUUGACAACGCUCUGUCGAUCAGGAAGCAGCCCAUCCAGACCAUCCUGCUGAACCCUCAUGUCCACCUGCUGGGGGACGAGGCCGCCUGCAUCGCCUACACCCGCCUCACGCAGUACAUGCAGGGCCAUAUGCCUCGAACCAUGCAGUCGCAGGAGACACGUGUCUGGCAUCGCCGUGGCGGCAGGUGGCAGAACGUCCACUUCCACCGCUCCGGGUCGCCCACCGUCACCGACAAGUACGACCCCCCCCUCACGUAACACGUCUUCCUCCCCACCAGCUCCAGCAGUCAGCUGACCACGCCCCUCCUACAACCCCUCAGCCAAUCCCAGAGCUCUGCCCUCUCACUGUCAUUUCCAUAUCUCUGCUACUCAACUAAAGAUUUGUUUAUGUAAUAACUGCUCGGGGGUCAUGUUCUGGGUAUGGGUCUCUGUAAAGCGUCUAGAGACAACUCUGUUGUAUUAGACGCUAUAUAAAUAAAAUUGAAUUGAAAAAAAAUUGAAUUAAAGAUCAUUCUUAGUGUAAAACUAUCAGAUAUGUUCUUUUAUUCCCAGUCAAAGGUUAUUUUGGUUGUUAGGUUGCAUUGUUGCUGUUAAGCAGCAUCUUGAAAUUGUAGAAAUUUUAACUGUGUGUUUCAGCGGAAAAUCAGUUGUAAGAUGUUUUAUUGCCUGUUCGUUUCAGAAAUGAUGUGACAUUAGCAACAAAAAUAAAAUAUUGAAAGGCCAUUCA
Molecule: messenger RNA, 1134 nt
Organism: Cololabis saira (Pacific saury)
Lineage: Eukaryota; Metazoa; Chordata; Actinopteri; Beloniformes; Belonidae
Product: calcium/calmodulin-dependent protein kinase type II delta chain-like
Exons: 5
Coding region: 126-665 (179 amino acids)
Biological process (GO): protein phosphorylation
Molecular function (GO): calmodulin binding; calcium/calmodulin-dependent protein kinase activity
Source: RefSeq, a predicted model, not a curated record